Molecule: messenger RNA, 3636 nt
Organism: Neopelma chrysocephalum (saffron-crested tyrant-manakin)
Lineage: Eukaryota; Metazoa; Chordata; Aves; Passeriformes; Pipridae
Gene: TTLL1
Product: tubulin tyrosine ligase like 1
Exons: 10
Coding region: 1-1332 (443 amino acids)
Biological process (GO): protein polyglutamylation; microtubule cytoskeleton organization
Cellular component (GO): cilium
Molecular function (GO): tubulin-glutamic acid ligase activity; tubulin binding
Source: RefSeq, a predicted model, not a curated record
AUGGCAGCCCCGCCCCGGGAGCGCCGCCGGAACGGGCGGGGCGAUGGCGGCGGCCGGCGGGGACGGCCCGGCCUGAGGGACAGCGGCGGCCGCGCCUCCCGCCGGCAGGUUGAUGGCAUUCAGGGAAUAUUCUUAAAUUUUCACUGUGAGACAUCUAACACUGAAAAUUCUUGGAUGAGCGUGCAAACCAUCAGGAAUGUUUUCAGUGUGGAAACUGGAUACCGCCUCUCUGAUGACCAGAUUGUCAAUCACUUCCCAAACCACUAUGAGCUGACCAGGAAAGAUCUGAUGGUAAAGAAUAUCAAGAGAUACAGGAAAGAACUUGAGAAAGAAGGAAGUCCUCUUGCAGAAAAAGAUGAAAAUGGGAAAUACAUUUAUUUGGAUUUUGUUCCUGUGACUUUUAUGCUUCCUGCCGAUUAUAAUCUCUUUGUUGAAGAAUUCAGGAAGAAUCCCUCCAGCACUUGGAUUAUGAAACCUUGUGGCAAAGCCCAAGGGAAAGGGAUAUUUCUAAUCAAUAAGCUCUCCCAGAUUAAAAAAUGGUCUCGAGACAGCAAAACAUCUUCGUUUGUGUCCCAGUCUUCCAAAGAAGCCUAUGUGAUUUCACUCUACAUCAACAAUCCCUUGCUUAUUGGGGGGAAAAAAUUUGACCUCCGUCUGUAUGUUUUAGUAUCUACCUACCGUCCACUGCGGUGUUACAUGUAUAAACUGGGAUUUUGCCGGUUUUGCACAGUAAAAUACACCCCAAGCACCAGUGAAUUGGACAACAUGUUUGUACAUCUCACAAAUGUUGCCAUUCAGAAACAUGGGGAUGAUUACAACCACAUCCAUGGGGGGAAGUGGACAGUGAGUAACUUAAGGCUGUACCUGGAGAGCACCCGUGGAAAAGAAGUCACCAACAAGUUAUUUGAUGAGAUCCACUGGAUAAUUGUGCAGUCCCUGAAGGCUGUGGCGCCUGUAAUGAAUAAUGAUAAACACUGCUUUGAGUGCUAUGGGUAUGAUAUUAUCAUUGAUGACAAGCUGAAACCCUGGCUAAUUGAGGUCAAUGCUUCCCCUUCCCUCACUUCCAGCACUGCUAAUGAUCGGAUCCUGAAGUAUAAUCUGAUUAAUGACACCCUCAACAUUGCCGUGCCUAACGGGGAAAUUCCUGACUGUAAAUGGAAUAAAUCUCCACCAAAGGAGGUCCUUGGCAAUUAUGAAGUCUUAUAUGAUGAAGAGAUGGCACAGAGUGAUGGGCCCGAGCGGGACCCGAGGGGUCGCUCUGGGCAGUCCACUGGAGCCAAAGGAAGUCGUGCAAGGGAUUUAGGAAAGCCUGUCCUGACCACCUGGAAGUGAUAACAGGAAAAACAGCUGCACUCCUGGUAGGAAGAUAUCACGAAUAAAACAGCAGUUUUACAACAGGUUCCUGUGUUUUGCUGCACUGCGUGUAGGAAACACUAAAGGAGACAAAACAGCCUUUGAAAAGAAGUGAAACAAAUAUUCAAAAACCAGGAACUUUACUAGACAUACACUGGCUUGAUUAUUAUUACAACAAUAUAUGUAUAGUGUGUAUGUAUAUAUAAUAAUAUUUAUAUAAUUUGUAUAAACUGAUAUUCUCUUGGUAAUGAUUAAGAACUUUCUAUAUAAAGAUGACAACUCCAAAUAUGCAUUCUGAAAGAAACUCCUUGCUGUGCUGGGUAUUAUUUAUUUCCUCCAGCAGCCUAUCCCUUGCUCCCUGUAAUAAAUGAGCUGUGGAUUCUGUAAAAGGGUGAGAGAGGUAAGUGUUAACAUUGUCAUGAUGGUGAUUCAGAUUCUUGUAGUAAAAGAAGAGCAAAUAGGAAAAAUUAGGAAUACGUGCACUUGAGGCUAAUGUCAGUUAAUGCAGCUAAUGAUUUAUGCCAGGAUUAAGAAAUUGGGAAAGAGCUCUUUAUAUGCUGAGGGUUGGGGGGUUUUAUUUCCUUUAAGUGUUCUGAGCUUCUAAUUCUUUGAAGGUAGAAAGCUUGGUGGACUGAGGGAGUGUUUCAAUGGUAUGUGGAUGGUAUAUUGAUUAUUUCACUAGUCAUUAAUUUUUGUUUUGAGACUAUGCACGUCUGUGGAAAAACAGACAGAACAACCACAUAAUGUGAUAAAUCUCAUUGCUUGAAGGUGAUGGAAAAUCUUUAUUUGCACCAGAACCCCUUAGUGUAUUUAUGCAUGUAUAUAAGUCAAAUAUCUGUAUAUUUUUAUAUAUUUUAUGUGUGCUCUAACGAAAAUACUGUUGCACAUGGCGAGCUAUUUCUGGUAGCUUUGAUAACAACAGUUGUGAUGAUUAGCUACCAAAACAUAGAGCAAAAGAUAAAAAUGGGUAUUUCAGUACUUCUAACAGCAGAGCAGAUAAAUAAACUAGUUGGAUCUGUGAUUGCUGAGAGUUGUAAAUGUCCAUGGAACCAUAAAUUUGACCUCUCCCCAAACUCUUUAGUUUCUUGAGCACAUAAAACAGACCUCUUUGCUUGCUUUUGAAGGUCCUCCUAGCAGAGGGCAGGAAACUGUGGUCUUUGGGACAUUUGGUGCUGAUGACUCUUCAGUCUGAACACAGGGCAGAUGUGGGCUGGGCUCACCAGUAAUACCCUUACACAUAGGCUGGGAUUCAUCCUUGCAAUGAAGAAUGGAAUAUGGGGACUGAGUCACUCCAAGUGUAAUCUUGGUCUUCAUUGGUCUUGUAUGUUCCAUUACAAUAAAGACCAAAAUCCAGCUGAUUCUGUGUUCAUCAGACUCCAAUCUCCUUACUGGCCUCUGCAAAAGCACAUUCUAGUUGGCUCUUGAAAUAAGGCUAAGAAAAGAUGAUCCCUGUAGGAUAGUAAAGCUCAUCUAAAUUCCAGGUCUCACAUAUUUUAGGGGUUGGGAUUUUCUGGUUUUGUUUGGGUUUUUUAUUGGGUUUUUCUUGUUUUGUUUUGUUUUGGGUUUUUUUAUUUGGUUGGUUGGUUGGUUGGUUUUUUUAGUUCCUAACUGUGAGUCCUGCUUGCAUAUUUGAACCUUGACAGGUAAGUAGAUCAGCAGCAGCGUUGUUUUAAUUACAUAUUUAGUGGGCAGAUGUUUCCAAUUUUACCCCCAACUGCCUGUCAGGGGUAAAGUGGGAAGUAGUGACAGCCUUAGGAAGUAUGAGACUGUAGUAAAUAGGAUUUUAUACUCAGAACAUACCAACUGAGCUGCAGUGACUUUCAGUCUCACUUUUGGGAAGGCUUAAAGUGAAAGCAAAACUAGGAUUUAUUGCUGUAGAAGGCUUUGGAGACUUAAUCCAGGGGAUACUUUCAGAUGUAAUUUCACUGAUGGUAAUAAUCUUGAUCCUGAUCUAAAUAAUCUUGUUCUUUCAAACUAGUUUGUCAGGUGGUUACUCUGUGUUGUGUUAUUACAGUGAGUUCAGUCAGGGCCUCCAGAACACAGACACUGCCAAGACAGAAUAGUAAUGGCACUGCCUGUGAUAUUACUAAUAUGGAAUAUUCUUAUUUAAUUGUUCAGGGGGGUUCUAAUGGCUUGGAAAGGGUGAACUCACUUUAGCUUGUACCCUCAGUAUUUAGUAUAAUAAAGCCUCUCUUCCACUGAUUUAACAUGAUGACAGUUUUUCAGAAGUCAGGGUUGGAAUUCUUGGCAUUGCUUUCAAAGAAUAAAGAUUUCUGUCCCAGU